Molecule: messenger RNA, 1467 nt
Organism: Astrephomene gubernaculifera
Lineage: Eukaryota; Viridiplantae; Chlorophyta; Chlorophyceae; Chlamydomonadales; Astrephomenaceae
Source: the annotation of a GenBank genome assembly
UGCGCCCAGCAAGAACUGCACACAAGCCUCGAAAUCAGCCUUUAUUAUAAUGGCUGUUACUAUGCUUCGAGCCCCAUGCGGGGCGCUUCACGUCGCACGUCGCUCGUCGGUGGUCCACACGCUUGCGCCGCGGUUGCCCCUUUGCCAAAGGCGCAGCAGUGCGGUUUGUGUGCGCGCAUCUGCUGAACCUCAAGCGCCAGCUAAAGCCGCUGAAGCGACUGAACCCGUGGAAUAUGUCGAGGAUAAGGAGUUCAACAUCUCAAAGGUGUCAUUCGGCUCCAUUCUCACACCAGUCGGGCUGGGUCUGCUGUUUUGGGGCUUCGGCGCCUACAUUACGGUGCUGCCAGGCGCCGAUUUAUCAUCAAUCUUCCUCAUCUACGGCUUCCCAAUCAGCCUGCUGGGCUUCGCACUGAGCUACGCCAAGCUGGAGCCGGUGCCCUGCCGCACCACCCGCGCCGCCCUCGCGCUGCGCGACUCCCAGGCCACCGACAUCCAGCGCCAGGUGCGGGAGGACGUGACGCGCUUCCGCUACGGCGACGAGGCGCACCUGGAGGAGGCACUCGCGCGGGUGUUCAAGCCAGGCCGGCCGGGCGGACUGUCCAAGAAGGACCUGCCGGUGCUGCAAGGCAUCCGCGAGGAGGUUGCGGAGGGCGGGCGCUACAGCCUGGUGCUGGAGUUCUCCUCCGGCUUGGAGCUGGCGCGCUGGGAGCCCUUCCAGCCCAAGCUGCAGUCCUUCUUCGGCCCGGGUGUGGAGGCGCGGCUGGCCAAGACGGCCGCCGGGGUGGACGUGGCGCUGGUGUGCGACGGCAGUGGCGCGGGGCGGGGCGGCGGGCAGAAGAAGGACGUGCUGCCGCCGCUGAUGCCGGGGCUAAAGGCGCGGCAGCAGGAGUGAGAGAAAAAAGAAAGACCAAUGUGUGGAGUGAGGGGGGGGAGCGGGAACGCAUGGGGAGGAUGCACGGGGGGAGAGGCAGGAGGGGGGAUGCUAACCAGGAGGCUGGAGGUUAAACUGGGAGCGGGUUGAGGGGUUAUGGGUCGUGUGGAUGCCGGGCGGUGUGCAGAUGGAAACAGGUGGGUUAAGAGAACUGGCCGCGAGGCGAAACGUACUGUGUGUACCGUACACAGUGAACGCGUGUGUGUACACUCCGGGAGAGGGCAGGGGUUGCACGGAUAGGGCGGGUGUGAUCUGGCAAAAGGGCUGUGGUUUGGUGGAGGCGAGUGAAACGAAGGGCCCGAGCGGGGAGACGCGCUUUCCAAGACACCCAUCCUGCCCAUCCUGUACGGCACUACGUUCUGCCGCACUGGGGAAAUGCACGCGGCGUUGGAACAACCGCGGCAUGUGCACGCGACGGGUACAAACCCGGGGAGUUUUGCUGGUGCCUUGCACAGUGUGGUAAGAAAACUGGCGCAGUGUGCGUGUGCUUUGAUGCGCCGAGCUGAAGAUGGGGUUUACUGUGUGCGCGAGAUGAG